This is a messenger RNA of Triplophysa rosa, 2294 nucleotides long. Its product is annotated as gastrula zinc finger protein XlCGF57.1-like. Bases 437 to 2179 code for a protein of 580 amino acids. The record is from RefSeq and is a predicted model, not a curated record. The transcript has 2 exons. Gene Ontology annotation, biological process: regulation of transcription by RNA polymerase II. Gene Ontology annotation, molecular function: DNA-binding transcription factor activity; RNA polymerase II cis-regulatory region sequence-specific DNA binding. NCBI's taxonomy places the organism in Eukaryota, Metazoa, Chordata, Actinopteri, Cypriniformes, Nemacheilidae.
UCUUCUCUGGCUAACUUUAGGGGGCGGCGCCCCAGCGCCCCCUAUUGACCGGCCGCCACUGCUGAAACAGGAAAUGCUUAUGGACUAGCGUUGUUUACAUCUUGGUCUAUAACACUAGGAAUGUAGAGUUUAUUAGGAAGGCCACUGCAUGCACAGCGGUAGAGAAAGUGUGCAUUGCUCUUGUGGACUUUCUGCAGUUGUGUUUUUUUAACAUAUGCAGACGUGUUGUAACCAUGGUGAAUUGUAAUAUCGAAGCUUCUGUCUUAAUUAACUUUUUUCUUAAAGGUUGCUUAUAUGAAAAUGUAUUUAUUUUGGCAGGUCUGUUCCACCAUAUCACACAAUAAUUCCUCUUAUCCUGCAAGUGAAGGGGCCACUUCAUUCAAACGUACUCAUAAAGCAAAUCCAGUGUGACACACUCUUGUGAACAAUUGAAGACAUGAGUGAUCCAGACACAUGCAGAAUUAAACAUGAAGAUACUGAGGAACAAAGAGAUUUGUUGAAAGAAGAAGGCAAUGAACUGAAUGAAGAUGAGGAGAAACAUCAGUGUAAGAAACCUCAGAAUCUUGUUAUGCUAGAAAUCUCUUCUAGUAGUUUGCAGAAGAACAAGAAUUUCUCACCAAAAAGAAAGCAAAGGACAGAAGCAGGCAAGUCUUUCACCUGCCCUCAGUGUGAAAAGAGUUACCAACGAAAACGUUAUCUUGAGGAGCACAUGACAAUUCACACUGGAGAGCGCCCUUACGCAUGUUCUCAGUGUGAAAAGAGUUUCAAUCGCAAAACAACUCUUGAUGUGCACAUGAGAAUUCAUGCUGAAGAGCGCCGAUUCACAUGUUCACAGUGUGAAAAGAGUUUCAGAAAAAAAAAUCAUCUUAAGGUGCACAUGAUAAUUCACACUGGAGAGCGCCCUUACGCAUGUUCUCAGUGUGGAAAGAGUUUCAAUCGCAAAACAACUCUUGAUGUGCACAUGAGAAUUCAUGCUGAAGAGCGCCGAUUCACAUGUCCUCAGUGUGGAAAGAGUUUCAAGCACAAAUCAGCGCUUGUGGAGCACAUGAGAAUUCACACUGAAGAGCGCCCAUACACAUGUCCUCAGUGUGAAAAGAGUUUCAAACAAAAAUCAGCGCUUGGGGUGCACAUGAAAAUUCACUUGGAAGAGCGCCCAUACACAUGUUCUCAGUGUGGAAAGAGUUUCAAUCGCAAAACAAUUCUUCAUGUGCACAUGAGAAUUCACAAAGAAGAGCGCCCAUACACAUGUUCUCAGUGUGAAAAGAGUUUCAGAAAAAAGUGUAAUCUAAAGGUGCACAUGAUAAUUCACACUGGAGAGCGCCCUUACUCAUGUUCUCAGUGUGGAAAGAGUUUCAAUCGCAAAACAACUCUUGAUGUGCACAUGAGAAUUCACGCUGAAGAGCGCAGAUUCACAUGUCCUCAGUGUGAAAAGAGUUUCAAGCACAAAUCAGCGCUUGUGGAGCACAUAAGAAUUCACACUGGAGAGCGCCCAUACACGUGUCCUCAGUGUGGAAAGAGUUUCAAACUCAAAUUGACACUUGUGGAGCACAUGAGAAUUCACUCUGAAGAGCGCCCAUACACAUGUUCUCAGUGUGGAAAGAGUUUCAAACAAAAAUCAGCGCUUGGGAUGCACAUGAAAAUUCACUUGGAAGAGCCCCCAUACACAUGUUCUCAUUGUGGAAAGAGUUUCAAUUGCAAAACAAUUCUUGAGGAGCACAUGAGAAUUCACAACAAAGAGCGCUCAUACACAUGUUCUCAGUGUGGAAAGAGUUACACAAGUAAAUCAAAUCUUGCGAGACAUAUGAAAGUUCACACUGAAGAGCGCCCAUAUGUAUGCCCUCAGUGUGGAAAGAGUUUCAGAGAUAAAUCAAGUCUUGUGAAACAUAUAAGAAUUCACACUGAAGAGCGCCCAUACACGUGUUCUCAUUGUGGAAAGAGUUUCAAACAAAAAUCAGCGCUUGGGGAGCAUGUGAGAAUUCACUCUGAAGAGCGCCCAUACACAUGUUCUCAGUGUGAAAAGAGUUUCAAACAAAAAUCAGCGCUUGGGGAGCACGUGAGAAUUCACUCUGAAGAGCGCCCAUACACAUGUUCUCAGUGUGAAAAGAGUUUCAAACAAAAAUCAGUGCUUUGGGUGCACAUGAAAAUUCACUUGGAAGAGCACCCAUACGCAUGUUCUUAGUGUGGAAAGAGUUACACAAGUAAAUCAAAUCUUGCGAGACAUAUGAAAGUUCACACUGGAGAGCGGCCACACACAUGUCCUCAGUGUGGAAAGAGUUUCAAUCGCAAAGCAAAUC